Molecule: messenger RNA, 2021 nt
Organism: Syzygium oleosum
Lineage: Eukaryota; Viridiplantae; Streptophyta; Magnoliopsida; Myrtales; Myrtaceae
Product: plant intracellular Ras-group-related LRR protein 9-like
Exons: 3
Coding region: 28-1626 (532 amino acids)
Molecular function (GO): protein binding
Source: RefSeq, a predicted model, not a curated record
UGCCCCCCGCUGCCGCCGCCGCCGACGAUGGACCCGAACCCGAAGACCCACCCGGUCCUCUCCUACGUCAUGGCCCGCCUCCCCUCCAUCGGCCCCCGCUUCACCCCUCCACCCGCCCCCUCCGACGCCUUCGACAUCGAGCAGCCUCCUCCGCCGCCCGACCUCUCCUCCUCCUCGUCGUCGUCCUCGUCGCCGCCGCUUCCGCCCCGGAUCACCGACCAGAUGCCCCACCUCGCCCACCCCAAGCUCCUGGCCUCCAUGGCCAGCGCCGUCGCCGACGUCGCCCAGACCCGAUCCGUGCUCAAGACCCUCGGCGACCGCCCCGACCACGAGGCCGUCGACAAUGCCCGGGCGAGGCUGGCGGAGGUCGAGUCCGCCCUGUCGAAGCGGCUCGAGGCGAUCGUGCUGUCCCCGCGCCCGCCCGACGUCGACCGGCUCGAGUGGCGGGCGCACCUGGCGGAGAAGGAGAGGGAGUGCCGCGAGGCGGCGGAGAGGGAGAGGAGCGCGCACAGGGCGGUGAUCUCGCUCGACGAGAUGCACGAGGCGUACGCGAGGAUGUUGAGGGAGGCGGAGGAUAGGCUGGUGAAGAUGUACGACUCUGCCGUCGUCGUACAGAACGAUGGGGAGUGCGAUUUGAAUGUGGCGGAGGAGGUGAACGAGGAGGUCGUGGGGAUACUGCAGGAGGGGACGGGGAAUGGGAACGGAGGCUUGGACAGGGUUGAUUUGUCCGGGAGGAGGUUGCGGAUCCUGCCGGAGGCGUUCGGGCAGAUUGUCGGAUUGGUCGUGCUUAAUUUGUCAAAUAAUCAGCUUGAGACCAUUCCUGACUCCAUAGCUGGGUUAGCAAAUCUGGAGGAGCUUAACGUUUCCUCAAAUCUCUUGGAUUUUCUGCCGCACUCAAUUGGGCUGCUGCAGAAGCUUAAAAUUCUCAACGUAUCAAGCAACAAACUUGCUUCCUUACCGGACAGUAUCUGUCACUGCCGAUCAUUGGUGGAGCUGGAUGUGAGUUUCAACAACCUCUCUUACUUGCCAACCAACAUUGGUUAUGAGUUGCCCAAUCUACAGAGGAUUUGUAUCCAAUAUAACAAGAUCCGUUCGUUACCAACUUCCGUCUGUGAAAUGUACUCUUUGCGGCAUUUGGAUGCUCACUUCAAUGAGCUUCGUGGACUACCAGCUGCUAUUGGGAAAUUGACAAACCUUGAGUUUCUUAAUCUGAGCAGUAAUUUUAGCGACCUUACAGAACUUCCUGACACGUUUGGGGACUUGAUAAACCUCAAGGAGCUUGAUCUAAGCAACAACCAGAUUAAUGCUCUUCCAGACACCUUUGGUCGGCUUGACAACUUGGCCAAGCUUAAUCUGGACGAGAAUCCCCUAGUAAUACCCCCGGUGGAAAUUGUCAAAGAGGGGGUUGAAGCUGUGAAGGUAUUCAUGGCUAAGAGAUGGUUCGACACUCUGGUGGAGGAAGAGAGGAGGAGCAUGCUCGAGGUGAAAGAACCGGCACAAACUGGUUGGUUGACACGCAGCACCUCUUGGUUGAAAGAUGUUGUUUCGGAUGUUUCGGGGAGUGUUUCUGGAUAUUUGGGCUCCCCCAGGACUCCAAGGGACCCCUAUCUUGAUCAGCAACUAUGAUUAGGGGAUUGAAGAAUUCUCCGAGUUACAAGCCUUCUUGUGAUGGCAUGAGCAUGAGAUCUGAUGAAAGAGCGAAAAGGUUAGAUGUAGGCUUCAGAUUAUUCUAAUAUCUCUAGCUUGAGCUAUGGAGAAAGCUCAGAAGUUUUGCUCUCCUUGGGUUACAUUUUAAUGAGGGGUUAUGCAGGAAACAAAUGGUCGCAAAAAGCCGCUGCAUGAUUCGUUUUGGAUAGUAUCAUCUCAUGGAUGUAAAUCGAAGUCGCCGGGAAGUUUCAGGGUGUUUUUAGGGCAGAUACUUUUCCUAGCGUUUUUUUCACAUAAAGAUUGAAUCUUUUGUAAUGAAAUUUUCUCUGAUGGCCGAUGACAUCUACUGUUUUUCGGGUUUCGCAAUUCGGUAA